AUUUCAAUGCGCAUAGCGUAUUGUUAACUUUGUAAUAAGUUUAAAGAAGGUUUUUUUCUAUUACGCGUGGCGUAGAUUUACGAGUGACAAUUGAUAUAAAGUUGUUUUUAUAACCAAAUUGUGCACCGCCCGUAGGGUGGUGGGGUAUUGCUAUUCAGUGUAUAACAGUUUAAAUUAGAUUGUGAUAUAAAAAAAUGGCGACUUUGUCGCAAGACAUGCAAAAAGAGUCAGAGAAAGACAAAAGAACAAAAAAUGAUGAAAAGGGAAAGUCGAGCCAAAAUGGGAAAACUCGAAUAAAAUCGUCUAAAAAACAGAGUAAUGAACCCGAGUGCGAGAGUUCAAAUGAAAAAUCACAGAAAAUGAUUGAAAUAAAUAAUAAUCAGGAGUGUAUGAUGGAUUUACUAAGAUCAAUUAGAAAUGAUCAAAAUUCUUUAGUCAAUCAUUUAGAUUUGUUGGAUGGUCGUGUUCAUAAUCUAGAAGAUACUAGUAAUGAUCAGUAUUGUGAUUACUACAAUGAGAAUUAUGAAGGUGAUGAAAUGCAAGAUAGUUCUGAACAAUACACUCAAUAUAGUAACCUGGACAUGAGCUAUCAUAGUCCAUUGGACAGCUGUUACACAGAAAAAACUGUAAAUAAAUCUAGUGAGACUAGUGAUAAAGCAUCGGAGUCUGUUUCGACAAAUAACUCGGCCACUGCCAGUAGAUUUGAUAAACUUGCUUCUAAGUUUGUUUCGGAGGAGGUUGUGAGUGAUGAUGUAGAUAACGCUCUGGCUGGAAAUGUGAAUAAUUUGUUCAGGAAUGGUUUGGGUGAUAUUGUCUAUGAGAAUAUGACUAAAGAUGAUGUUUGUGCUCGGCCAAAAAAUUGUGAAGGAUUAGUUGUUGUCAAAUUAAAUAAGCUGAUUUGGGACGUGGUCCCUCCAAGAUCUCGGAAUAAUGACAAGAAAUUACAAAAUAUUGAGAAGUCUAUUGUCAAGGCCGGAGUAAAUUUGACAAAAUCGAUGAAUGAGCUGGCACAUUUGGAAUCUGAAAAAGGUCAGAGUUUUGGUACCAUACUUGACACAUGUAAUGAUGCUUUAGCUUUGCUUGGUCAAGCUAAUGUUCAGUUAAACCAUGCAAGAAGAGAUUUUUUGCGUCCUGAACUGAAAGCAGAUUAUGCGAACUUAUGUAACCAUUCUUAUCCAUUUACGUCGGAAUUAUUUGGUGACGAUGUAUCUAAAGCUGCAAAAGAUAUUGAGGAUUGUAACAAGAUGGGAAAUCGCAUGCAGUAUGGUCCUUCUUUUCGUGCUAGAGGACGUGUCAUGUUUAGAAGUUGAUUUGGAUUUAGGGGGCCCCGCAGGGGUCCUUAUCCUCGCAUUGGGCAGAUUCAAGAGUCUUUUGAAAAAGGAGCUCCAAAAAACUGGAACAGAGGCCGCCAGCGCGGUUAUCCAAGAACUUAGAUAUAUCACAGGUAAGAGAUUUGUUUGUUGCUGGUAGAUUGACAAAUUUUGUUUCUGCUUGGAAAAAUAUUACGAGUGAUCCUGAAAUUUUAGAUAUUGUUAAGCAUUGUCAUAUAAAAUUUCUAGGUGGUAUUAUUCCUUGCCAAGACAGGCUUAUGCAUCAGAUUAAAUUUAAUAGGGAACAAGAAAAGAUUGUUGAGUUUGAGAUUGAAAAAUUGUUAGAAAUGCAGGUAAUUAAACAGGUUACAUAUGUUGAGGGUCAGUUUUUGUCUCCCAUAUUUUUAAGGGAAAAGAAAAAUGGAGAAUAUCGACUAAUAUUAAACCUUAAGAAAUUUAAUGAAUACCUGCCAUAUCAU
This is a messenger RNA of Ruditapes philippinarum (Manila clam), 1789 nucleotides long. RefSeq lists its product as uncharacterized. The record is from RefSeq and is a predicted model, not a curated record. NCBI's taxonomy places the organism in Eukaryota, Metazoa, Mollusca, Bivalvia, Venerida, Veneridae. The coding region runs from base 195 to 1310 and encodes 371 amino acids. The transcript has a single exon.